This is a messenger RNA of Schistosoma margrebowiei, 9968 nucleotides long. NCBI's taxonomy places the organism in Eukaryota, Metazoa, Platyhelminthes, Trematoda, Strigeidida, Schistosomatidae. The record is from the annotation of a GenBank genome assembly.
GAGUCACACUAAGUCCCACUCAAACGUUUUUUUCAAAGAUAAUUACUGAAUUAUCAUCACUUACCGAACACAAACUGACAACCUUUGUAUUACAUUUACCGUGUUGUGAAUGAGUCUAAGCAAUCUUUCUUACACAGUGUUGGUCAAACGCAGCUGCUGAAUAUCCUCAACCAAGAGACUUUGGGUUUUGCAAGUACUAAAAAACUGCUCUCACUCAUAAACUGUGUACCCUAUCCUUUAAAGUUACGGCAGCAUCGUAGAUGAGCCAGGUUGACAUAGACUUUUGUGCUUAAAACUAGUAGUGUUUUCGGGUUUGCUGUCCUUGCGCCCGAUUGGGGCAUUGAAUGAUUAUGGAGAUCAAUAUUUCAGACAUCAUCCAAAGGCUGUCAUCUGGUCUUCCGACCUUAAUUGAUGUCCGGCAAAACUGUUCAGUAUCUCAAUUUUUGUUUAAUUUCAUCAUAGACCCACUGCUGGAAAUAACGUUCACGUCUGAAUUUUUGGUCAUCGAUCUCCUACCAGGAUGUCCAUUUAUCGACAUAGAACACGCAGAUGACAUAAUCCUGUUUGGUGGUAAUGGUAAGAUGCAGUGUCUUUUGGUAGCACUGAGCAUCAAUGAUAGGAUAUUUGGGAUGCGUUUCUCCCCCUCUAAAUGCAAGUUAUUGCUUCAGGACUGGCUUUUGCCAACUUACGUCACCUAUGGCGAAGGGGAUAUAUCCGUCUCUCACUUAAGGGACGAAUAUACUGCAUAGCAGUUCGUUCUGUUGUACUUUAUGGUCGUGAAACAUAGCCGAGAGUCGGUCACCAGCUACCAUGGGACUGCAUCUCCUCACGAUGCCCCACUGCCUUGUGAGUUAGACCUUUAGGUCCAAGGCUCGGGGUGUGGCCCCCCAAGAAAACUACCUGCUUCGGUCUGGGCAUUCGGGCAGUAUCCCAGCCCUCGAACAAGUCGAAUGAUUCAUUUGGCGCAUAUCUAUUUGGUGCCUCCUUGUACCAAUGUUUAUGUUUAAAUAAAUAAAAUAAAUAAUCGGUAGAUGCAACCUGCUUGGUUAAGGUCUGUGUGAUAACCACGAUCAGUAGUUGGAGGCUUCGAGUGAUGUGACUGGAAAUUGUACAAAAUAGGACGAUUAUAGUCAGCCGUUAUCUUCCUUUCGAUCUUGAAUCCCAGUAUCUUUUCAUCCAUACCCGUCCUCUCUGUCAUUUUGAACCACUUUCCUAACAUUUAGUUUUCCUUUUUACCACUGCUGCUACAUCAUUUCGAUCUCUUGUUAUUUCCAUCUUGUCACGCUAAUCUUGUAUACGACUUGGGCUAAACAUAUUUGUGUCAGGCUGUGAUAAUGAUUUCUAUCGGCCUGAAGGGUCCCGUGUUAUCAACCAAAAAACAUAACCAUUAUUAGUUUGUGGUAUGUGCGGCAGUGUUGCAGGACUUAGAGGAUAAAGAUAUGGUUAGUACAUUCUGGAAUUGAAAAAAAACAAGGCCUGUUCUCCGCAAGUCAGUUUUUCACGAUUGGAUAGAUAAACAAACCCAAAGGCUACGUAAAAUUGACUCAGGUCUGUUCAUAACCAAAUAUAGAAUACCACAGUUAAGAAACCUUUCUGAUUAAGUAUGCCUUUAAUGUUGAGUUUGCUCUAAGUAUGUACUAAGCCUCUCUUGAUGUAGUCAGCUAAUGAUAAGCUUAAAUCUUUUCUUUUUAUCUCAUCGUAAAAUAGGGGGCUAUUUUAAUCUAACAUUUUGCAUCUGAAAUAGUAACUUUGUUGCUGACGGAUCUUAUUUUUUGAUCUACUUAAGACUAUUAUUCUCUGAGACCUAUGCAGGAAGGUUGACAGGACACAAACAAAUAAACUCUGGUUGGAAUUCUGCUGUAUCCAUCUAGCCAUUAACAAGCGGGAGAAUUGGUAUUAGUCCUGUUGGUGAAUGUUCUACAACAAUCUUCUCUGUAAGAGGUAACAAGUCAGCCGAUUGAUUAUACUUAUCACUAAAGACUACCUCAAUGUGAUUCGCAUGUGUGAAAAAUGUACGAAAGUAUUCAGAGAGAAGAGUUAUUUGCUAUUUGUUCAAUAUUUCCAGAUUUGAUAACUUCGGUCAAUGGAAUCAAGAAAUUACAUGUAUUGUGUUUUUGAGCUUUCUUCGUAUUAUAUAGAUACCUGUUGAUUCUGUUCGCGAUCUCGAUAAAGCGAAUUUCCCUGUACAAGUCAGUUUAAAGAUCAGUUCGAUCAUACGUCCAAGCGGAUUAAAGAAAGUCGUGAUCAUCCACUUAUCUUGUAGUCCUACAUACCCUGAAACACUUCUCAAUUUCCGUAUCAAAGGAGACAAACGAGUCACUAAAACACAAAUAAGUGUUCUUCAUGACGUUCUUAAGCAGUUGGCUGAAACAAUGAGAGGUCAGGUAAUCUGACAUGAAUAUAGAACUUUCACCAUUUAUCUACAACCAGUUUAGUUUGGAUCCAUAUCGUUUUUUGUAUUUGUAUUCUUGAUUCACCUUUUAGAAAAUACAUUGUUACAAUACAUAUUAUUGUAAAUUUUGAAAUUCAUUCUGUUUUUCAGAAUUUAUGAAGAUAUCCUAUCAAAUAACCUUUCAAAAACCGACUUUUUAUUAAGGGUCUUUUGUAUUCACUCCAUAAUCAUCUAUCUUAUAUAGCGUCAAGUAAUUUAAUUAGACUCCUCACUUCUAGCCAUUGGCUGCUAAAUCUCAAUUCUGUAUGAAAUUUUUAGUAACGUGAGUGGGCAAACUUGCAUAGACAUGAUUACAUGUGAUACCUCUUUAGUCUUAGUUUUGGACUAUGUUUUCAUUUGUUAUCCUUUGAUUGUUUGUGGCCGCUAUCAUUGCUUACUUUGUAAUCCGUCUAUUUUAAUUACAUAUCACUAUUCGAUAACUUCAAAUAAGUCUAUACUUGCUUAUGAAACUUCUACAGAAAAAAGACUGAUAUGAGACGAAUUUGGUCAAUUGUGUCAUUAACACAGCUAAGUAGAUAAUGUGGUAUUAUGUACUGAGUCUGUUUCAUCACUAUCAUUCAUUUUCGCCAAACAAGGCUGACCAAUAAUUAAUAGCAUUCAUAAUAGUAUCUUAUCAUUAAGUCUUCAGUAUUAUUAUUAUUAUUGUCAUCAUUUAGAGAUUUUUAGUCACAUGCCUUUAAUAGGAUAUGCAAAAUAACUGACUAUUCGGUCGUUGUUCCAACUGGAUUUUAUCGUUUUCAUAUUUUUAUUUACACGAAGAAUAAGUCAUUGAUAUCUCUAGAUUUUUAGUAUUUUAAACUAAUAAAUUAUAAAAAGAUUACCUUGUGUUUUUAACUUUAAGAAAUCAACAAAGUUCAAAAGUCUAAUAUUCCUUUCACGUAACUCUAUAUGUACAAGAUAUAUUUCCUUACUAACUUUUGGAUUUGUUUAACAUAUGAAUGGUGAUUCUGUACCUAUCUACCUGUUGUUUAACCUAUUAUUUCAUUUUAGUAUAACUGAGUGUUGAUUGUCUCCCAAGAAUUUUGCAGUAUGCUAAGAGAUUUCUUUUGACACACCUGGUUUCUCAAAGUUUUUUUAAAGCUUGCUCCUAAUUUUCUUAUCUACAAAGAUGGUGAUGGUUUGGGGUGAUUGAAUGAGAAUUUUCUUCAGGUAAUGGUGUCUUGACACUGACUAUUUUUAAAUAUGACCAUCAGGUUCUACUUGAAUGGUUCAACAGAAAUGUCAUAGGUAUAUAUAAACGUCUCGAUUUCUAUGUAGUGUGAGCUUGCAAAUGUGCUUUUCUAACAAGUCUAAAAUUAAAAUUAAAGCAUGUUGUUCAUUGUUCACGGUCUUUGUAAUUUUUCCACCUCAUUUUCAUUGUGAUAACUGUUCUUCGUUCUACAUAAUAAAGUUCUCAUAUAAAGAAAGAUUAAUUUACACAGUUCGAUUAUGUUUUAAAACUGUAAUUAAGUUACUUUUAAUGUUUCUUCUUUUUUUGAAAUAAUUACUAGAUAUGCAUGAAAGAGCUAAUCGAAGCUAGUCACGAUUUCUUAAAGUCAUUGUCCAAACCCAUCGUUGAUUGUCAAACACUUAGAAAUGAACAAGAUCUCAAUUUAAGAAAUGAUGAUAAUCUAGUAUCUAAAUUAAAAAUGAUUGAACACAUUGAUGAGGCUAUUCAGUGGCGUUUGUCAUUAAAUGACUCAGAAAUCGAAAGAAAAAAAGAAGAAUAUCAACUUUCUGAAAUUUUUUGUCAAUCUGAAGUUCAUGGAUUAGAUACCCAAACAUUGUCAAUGCAUUUAAAUUCUCAUCAUUACCAACCUUCCUAUCCAGAUGUUAUCGAAAGGUGCCCACUAACCAGACAUAUGUCAGUUUGUUCUCUAAAAAUGUUGUACUUAGAAGACUAUAAAAAACUGAAGAAAUACACAAACUUCGAACAGUAUAAAGCAGCGCAUAGGUCCAUUGAAUCAACGUUCAUUGACAUUCAGAGAGGAUGUUGUGCUGAUGGACCGCAUGAUCGAUUCAAUGUUCUCAGUGCAGAUAUUUUUCCGUGUGUUUGCUAUUUCGAUGGAUUGGAUGUAAAAACCGGUGCUUCAAUUCAAUUGCAUGAAUGGGUUUUUCACAACAAUAGUGCUUACUCAACUAGCAAUAACUUUCUGGAUAAUUUCCUUACUCAACUAGCCUACUUUGCCCGACAAGAUAAACAUCCAAAUCUGUGUAGAAUUUUAGGUGUUGAAUGUACCAGAAACUUACCUGCUUGUGGUAUUGAUAAUGAUGCCUAUCAUCAGAACAUGGAGAAAUCAUGGGAGAACUGGGAUGUUAUUCGUUUAAUCACGGAACGUCCAAAAGGCACAAGUUUGGAGUCUAUCGGAUCUGGAGUACUUCCUCCAGUUGCUAAUGAGAAACUUGGUCCUAACUUAUUCUCCGUUUCAAAACCUCUCGAAAUCGAUGAUAAAAAAUUGGUGUGGUUACGUUAUGUAAUACACCAGAUCGUUAGUGCAGUUUCUUGGCUUCAUACCUACUCUUUCGUGCAUAGGAAUUUACAUCCUUCAAAUAUAUUUGUGGACGAAUUAGGUCAUGUCACAUUAUGCAGAUAUGAAUUCUUUGCGAGACUUGAUCAAGUCGUUUCUGAAAAUUUAAAACAACUAGGUGUUCAGUUACCCCAAAAAGCAUAUCAUUGUGCUGUUCACUACUUUAAACGUUCCGUACAACAAAGAGAUCUACAUCAACUUGGUCUUGUCAUACUUCAUAUUCUUAUUGGACCAUUACCUUAUGCCAAUUCAACUGAAAUAGCAUCAUUAAUAUCUGAAGUGUUGGACGGUCUGAAAACAACUCAACCGGUUUUUAGAGACUUUCUGCAAACAUGUUUAUCUGCUAAUCAUAAUGAUCAUACAACAUCCGUUGUUGAUUAUUUAAUGUCACACCAAUUCUUGCAUGACUCUAUUCCUUGUAAUUUUUUGUCAACGAAAUUAACCAAAACAGAAUUAAGUUCAAGUACAAUGACUAGAACAUCAAAGCAGAUUAAUACUUUAAACAAUCUUGAUGUACAAACUGUUGAAGGGAAUGCAACUUCUAAAUGCCCUCGAUUAUUUGAGGAUUUUACUGAUUUUGUUCUCAUUGGAAAAGGUGGUUUCGGUUGUGUACUAAAGGCGCGGAAUAUAAUCGAAGACCGUGAUUAUGCUAUCAAAUGUGUGAGAGCAUCUAAAAGUCAAACAAAUACAUUAUUUCGUGAAAUUCGCACUCUUUCAGGGUUACAACAUGAAAAUAUAGUCAGAUAUUUCACAUCAUGGCAAGAUACAUUCUCUGAACCACUUCCUCAUAAAAAUAUGCCGUGUUCUGAUUGGAACAAAAAAUGGGAUGAUUCAAAAUAUCGUAACUGCAAAAGCACUUCUUUUUAUUCCGAAGAUAAUGAAGCAGAAGAAGACGAUAGAACUAGUCAUCAUCUGUACAGAAACCCAAUUACGGUUAAAUCUCAAAAACCCUGUCCAACUGGCACACAAAUAAACACUACACUUGACGAGCUAACUGAACUUGUUACAAAUGGCAAUAACUUCGAUGAACGUAUAGUUAACAAUUCUUCUAGUCACAUUAAUGAUGAAUCUUGGUAUAUAGGAACAAAAAAGCCAACAAACACAGUUCGUAAUUAUUUUUUUCGAAUUCCUGGAGAAAGUAGCGAUGAAACUGAACAUACAAACGAUUAUUCAUCUUCACCCACUUCAUUGUCAUGUUCAUAUUUAUCUUCUGACGUUUCUGAUUCAUCUAAUCAAUUUGAAGAUAAUCGAAAAACAAGUGAUACAUUCGUGAAUAAAGAUGUUUAUGAUGUUAAUGACUCACAGAACAAUGAGAUUGGAAAGUCUGUACGAGAAUAUCGAUAUAUUAUCAUUCAAAUGGAAUUAUGUCCAUCCAAGUCAUUAAGAUAUGUCAUUGACUUCGAAAAUUUAUCAUGUAGUCCGGAUAGAGCUUGGAGUUUAUUCCGUGAAUUAACUGAUGGUUUGGCAUAUAUUCAUUCCAAAGGUGUUAUUCAUAGAGAUUUGAAACCAGCCAAUAUCAUGUUAGAUUCUAAUGAUCAUGUGAAAAUUGUAGAUUUUGGUUUGGCUACACGGACUGUACAAGAAAAACUAAUGAAUGCACGCCAAGCUGUUGCAGCUGAAUUCCAUAAAUGUAGUAAACAAACAGAAUGCUCAGAUUCUACACAACAGAUUCCGCCGGUUGGACAUAAAGAAGUACCGAAUUCCACAGGCCAACAUGAAAAUACCACGAAGUUCGACGAUCAUUCCAUGACCCAUAACGUUGGCACCUUCUUAUAUAUAAGUCCUGAAGUUCUACUUUUGGAUUCUCAAAAAAAUCGUAUUUAUGAUGAGCGGGUUGAUAUCUACAGUUUGGGUAUUAUUCUUUUCGAAAUGUUUUAUCGUGCUAUGCCAACUGCAAUGGAACGUGUUUUGAUUCUUACUGAAUUGAGAAAAGAAAAGAUUGUCUUUCCAAAAGAUUGGUCUCAAGAUGAGCUUGUCAAUCAGACUUGGUUAAUUCGUACUAUGCUACAACAUGAUCCAUCUAAAAGGCCAAGUGCCUCGGACCUGCUAACUUCUUCACGUGUCCCACCAUUUAAGUCUACUGAAGCAGCAUUUAAAAAGCAACUUAUUGAGAUUUGUAAAACUCCCGAUAGCAAUUUAUACCGUUUUGUUACACAUACUCUUUUUUCUCAAGCUUGUUCAGGCGCAUCAGAUUUACUAUACGAUUGUAACACAUGGAUAACUUCAGUUCAACAAGAUUUCAAUCAAAUUGAUGGGAGUUUUUUAUCACAAUUAUUAACUAAAGAUUGUUUUAUGCAAAACGAUCCAAAUCGUGUAUUAUUUAAUUUUCUUAAAACACGCAGAUAUAUUACACAUAUUGUGGAGACUUCAUUCAUUGCACACAGUGGUGUACUGUUGGAAUCCCCUACACUUGUUCCAGUUAUUCAUAGACCUUAUCAAACAUCAUGGUUGGGCCAAUCAAAACAGGAUAACAAUGAUUUGUUUGAUGUGAAUGAUAAUCAAAAUGCUGAGUUUUGGGAUCGUUUAUCAGCUGCUCCUGUUUUACUAGAUGAAAAUGGUUUACCCGUUCGUUUGCCUGAUUCAUUACAUAUACCAUUUGCACGUUAUCUGGCUCGAUCAGGGUCAGUUUUACUUGAAAACAGAAAUGAAUCAGAUCCACUGAAGCGAUAUGAAUUUGCACGAACUUAUCACAGUUCUUCAGUUUCAAAUUCAAGUGGACCACAUAUGUUAUUUGGUUGUCCAGUAGAAGUUAAUCGAGCAACGUUUGAUAUUGUUUCUAUAGAAAACAGCACUUACUGGGCCACGGAAUUGUUUGUCAUCUUACGUGAAGUAACGAAUAAACUGUUUCAGUCCAAAGAAAUAUCAUUUUUCCUGUAUGUGAAUCAUACCAACCUGAUCAAAGCACUAUUCAAACUAGCUGGAAUUCAAUCUGGAUCACGUGCAACUGUUUGGCGUCAUUUAUCCGAAGCAAAUGCUGAUCCAAAACCUGUUAACCCAUCUACAUACUCAUCCUUCUUUUCAUCAGUGAAUUGUUCUACCACAUAUUGUGCAACAGCAUCUUACUCUUCAUCUUCUAAUUCUCCACUAUCCGGACCAUCACGGUUGAAUGAACCAACACGUUCGCUUAUUUUACCUGAAUAUUUAACAAGUAAACCUCGUGGACAUGCACAAAAGCGUUUUAUGAAAAUAAUUCGUCUAGAAUCUUCACAUAUUCACUAUAUACGUGAAGUAUUUAUUCAACAUUCCGCUCAGCAAUGUCAUUCAGUUAGUAAAUUAGUAGAUGGUGCUGUGAAAUUAUUGGAAGAGUUGACAGAUAUUUACACUAAAUUUGAUUGGUCAGAAAGGUUUCAUCUUCGAUUCACCCCUGGAUUAGUUCUUCCACAUCAUAUGUACAAUGGUUUAAUUUUUCAGUUGGUUGCAUUGGGUGAUUUAUCCCCUAAAUCAACCAUGCCAAGUUCCUCUACCUCCAUCUGUUAUUCACGACAUCUUGAAGAUUCGUCAAUAAAAGUGAAUUCCAAAACCAAUAUCAAUAUAGCUUCAUCACGAAUAAAUGACACAUCUCCGAUAUUGUAUGUUUUAGGUCAAGGAGGCGAAUAUAACCAUUUAAUUGCUAAACACUGUGUACCGAAGGAAUUCUGUACCAUUCGACUACCAAGAAAAAUAUCCCGAUGUAAUUCUGCGUCUAAUAAUCUGGGUAUGACCGCAUUGACCAUAGAUAAGUGCCCUUAUGCAAUUGGUUUAAGUUUGGAUAUGGAUAAAUUAGUACAUUGUUACAUGACUUCCUUCUGCAAAAACACUAUACAGAUUUCGUAUAAUUUGCAUGAUUGUAUUAUAUUCAAUCCUAAAUGGCGCAUAUUACUUGGAUGGGAAUCACGUACUGUUGAAACUCUUCAUGAUUUAUAUACUUGCCCAUUUCGUAACCCUACGACUCAUACUCGUCGAUCCGGUUUAGGAUCUAGUCAACGUUCAUCGAGUGAAUGUAGUACCAACACUUCGACUAAUGCUAUGAAUACGAUGUCACCUCCAAAUAAUUGUGCAUCUGAUUUUUCAAACUCUGCUAACAAUAUAACAUUGCCUUACACUUGUGCCUCGGGUUCUCCGAACCCAACUUCAUCAUCUGAAUCAUUUGUACUGACCCAGAAUGUUUUAAAAUUAGCAUUUCAUUUAGCUCAAAUAUUUUGGAAUUUAAGUUGGACAUGUGAUUUGUUAACAAAAUCAGAUUCGGACCUAGUACGUGAGGCUGAAGAUCGAGAAGUAGAAUUUGCUGUUCGGGUUAUUUUAGUUAAAUUAUCCACAUCCGCUGCAACCAAUUUACCACUUGGAUCAAAGCAUUUAUCCCUUGUAACUUAUCAAAUAUGGUCUAGACAUAAUGCCACUCCGUUAAGUGGACAACAUGUAAUGGUUUUCGAAUUACGACGAUCCGACCCAGACUCUGUAUUGAAUUAUUUCUAUUCACGCUUCCCAACAAAUGUACGUCGACCUUCAGUUGAUCCGGAUAAAAACUUUUUGUAUAUAUCUUCCAAGAAUUCAACAGAAUUAAUUCAUUAUUCAAAGGAUUUUUUGUCACAUCCUAACCCUGAAAAGACAAUCAUUUAUUGUCCUAGAUUAACAGAAUCCAAUAUACGCAUACCUGAUCAGACAGAUACAAAAGAAAUAUCUACAAAUAUGUUAAAUAAUUUACGCCGUAGUUCUAACAGAUAUAAACAACAUUCAAAGCAUUCUAAACGUACAUAAAAGUGGAAAAGUUGGGAAAUCUCUACUACUAAAACAUUUUAGAAAAAAUAUAUUUAACAGUUUUACUUAUCACCUUAUUUACAUUGUCUUUCUAUUCAUAUUUUCAUGCAUUUUAGAACGGAUGAUGUAAAAUCAAGAGUUUCUUUUUAUACAUUUAUCUUUGCUGGGAAACUCAAAUUUACUUUUUUUCUAAUUUUAAUAUUAAAGAGUUUUUUUUUACCUUCAUUUUGUUAGUUGUACAUUGAUAUUUAACAGAUUGCUGCUAUGCUGAUAUU